ACGGAUGGGUCAACACUCGGGUCCCCAGAGAUGUCUCCGCUACCGACGCUGCUGCUGUGGUGGCUGCUGCUGCUGACUGUGGAGCCUGCCAGCGCCUCGCUGAUCCGGAUCCCUCUCCGCCGCGUGCACACUGGACACAGGACUCUGAACCCACUGAGGGGAUGGGGGAAGCCAGCAGCGACCCCCGCUUUGGGGGCCCCCUCCCCUGGAGACAAGCCCACCUUCAUACCUCUCUCUAACUACAUGAAUGUCCAGUAUUACGGGGAAAUUGGACUGGGAACGCCCCCACAAAACUUCUCUGUCGUUUUUGACACUGGCUCCUCCAAUCUCUGGGUCCCGUCCAUAAGAUGCCAUUUCUUCAGCCUGCCCUGCUGGCUCCACCACCGUUUCAACCCCAAGGCCUCCAGCUCCUUCCAAUCCAAUGGGACCAAGUUUGCCAUUCAGUAUGGAACUGGGAGGCUAGCUGGCAUCCUGAGUGAGGACAAGCUGACUAUUGGAGGAAUGAUGAAUGCAUCAGUGAUUUUUGGAGAGGCUCUGUGGGAGUCCAGCCUGGUGUUCACUCUUGCCCGCUUCGAUGGGAUACUGGGCCUUGCUUUCCCCGUUCUGGCCGUGGGAGGGGUCCGACCCCCACUGGAUGUACUGGUGGACCAGGGGCUACUGGAUAAGCCCGUCUUCUCCUUCUACCUCAACAGGUAA
Molecule: messenger RNA, 696 nt
Organism: Puma concolor (puma)
Lineage: Eukaryota; Metazoa; Chordata; Mammalia; Carnivora; Felidae
Source: RefSeq, a predicted model, not a curated record